AUGAGCCAGCUGGUGGCCUCCCUCAUGCGUCGCAAAGGAGAGCCUGGAGAAGGCGAGAAGGAAGAGACCUCGGCUGCUCAUUCCGUCUACGAUGCACGCAGCCGCCACGUGGAGCUAGACACCCCUGACACUCUGUUCACCGCUGUGCCGAGCAUCGUGCGCGAAGAUGUCGUUGGCCGGGCAUUUGCGCUCCGGAACAUCCUCACGCCGGCGGAAGCUGCAACCUACGUAGCCUCAGCCCAGAGAAGCGGCUUUGGCCACAGCGACGUGUCACGGGAGUUCCCGGCAUCGCUGCGGAACAACUCGCGCCUGAUCCACUUCAGCGAUGCGCUGGCUCUAGCCUUGUACAGACGGCUAGCACCCUACCUUGCGCAUCGCGACGUGUAUCUCGUGCAGCCGAUGGGCUUUGGGGUCGAGGGUCGAUGGAAGCCCGUCGGCAUCAAUCCUUGCUUUCGCAUUUCGCAGUACAAGGAGGGAGAGCACUUUGCCACUCACUGCGAUGGGAUGUAUGCUAACGACAACGACGAGUGCAGCAUCUACUCCGUCGUCCUCUACUUGAACGAGGACUACGACGGUGGUGAGCUUGAAUUCACCGACUCCGGCAAACGCUUCCGGCCCACAGCCGGCACUGCAGUGCUCCUUCCACACGACCUUCCACAUGCUGGACUUGAGGUCAGCAAGGGCAUCAAGUAUGUGGCCCGGACCGAGCUCAUGUUCCGCUGCGUGGAUCGCCGUCCCCCGCCGGCGAUUCCAAAGUAUGCUGACGACCCCUUGUUCAAGCGCAUGGCGGCCCUCUACGAGCAGAUCGGGGAUCUGGCUGCAAAGGGAGAUGCCACAGUGACCACCCAGGCCUAUCAGGAGGCGCUUGGCCUUCAGAUUGCACACCAGGGCACCGAUGCCAAGCGACGUGCCACGAGACCCCUUCCCUUCGAGGACAAGUCAUUGGAGCACAUCCUUGGCUUUCUGCAUCCUCUGGAGGUCGCCAACAGCUCCUCUGUAUGCUUCAGAUGGCGCAACGUCACACUGGCAGGUGCACUGUGGCAAAGCUUUUGCCAACUUCGAUGGCCAGAUCAUAGUGAAGUGUUGGAAGGAGUCGCCUAUGGCUUGGAGCCAGAGUUGAAGGACUGGAUGGGCAUCUACCGACGGCAACACAUCCUCGAAGGAAGUGCUCCCGUUUGUGUGAUUUUCCUGGCCUCCACUGUUCAAUACUGGGCAGACGGAGCUGCAAAGCAGGAGACCCCCGUGCCGGCCAUUUUCUCGCAUGAUCUCGAUGGCAUUGGAUGGGACUCCUCCUUCAAGCAAAGAGUUGGCUGGAAUUGCGGUGGCAACCACUGGUGCCGGAAGCGAUUCUGGCACGGCAACGCACAGGCGCUCAAUGCGCGGAGCCGUGAACGACCAUUGCGGGGUGGAUAUGCUUUUGAAGGAAGCACUUCACGUAGUGACGAGUACACGAUGCCCGAUGUUGGCAAGGUCGACUUUCAAACAAUGGCAGAGGCAUUCUCUUGGGCAUUCCGAAAGGUGGGAAUCAGGGCGACCGACUACCGGCUGGUUGUCCCGCUAUUGCCGGGCUUGCUGAAGCAGACGGGUCGCGCGCGGCUGGCCCAGAUACUGACGCAGCGGUUUGAGGUUCCUCGGCUCUCCUUCGUCGACGCGCCCCUCUGCGCUCUGCAUGCGCGAGGGCUCAAAACUGGGACUGUGAUCUGGGGUGAGGAGCUGAGCAGGUCAGCCGUGUUCUUCUACAUGGAUGAUGAAGAAGUGCUGGUGUCCCAGGACUUCCAGUUCAACUCGGCCACCGUAGAGGACGUGGUCUCGCUUCUUACGGAGGCAAGAAACUUGGGCCCCGACACCUGGGCCACUGUGCUGGCAGACGUGGUUUUGUCGCCACAGCCGUACUUGCAGGAGGAUUCCAGACGGGGCCCUGGGAUCAACCGCACCCCACCUGCCUGGGCUGAUCCUCAAAAGCUGCAGGCGGCCCUGAAGAAGGCCAACAUCGCUGCUCGUCUUCACGAGCCCUUGGCCGCGGACGUGCUUAGCGGGGCCAGGUCAAUGGCGGGUGAUUUGCCGCUCGUGGCGCCACCUGCCGUCUCCCACACGUGGCAAUGGCGCGUACAUGCUGACGGACAGUGGCUCGUGUUGCCGCGGUAUGUGGCAGGGGUCUUCGAGGGCGCGCUCCGUGCAGGCCGCAGGUAUGCUGCAGUUCAGACGCGAACUCGCCACGGUGCGAGCUGCAUCUACUUAGUAGCAGAUCUGGAUUCGGAUUCCUUCUGCAUGGCCUUGUGCAGGUCGGCCUUCGCGCACUUCAUUGCCGGCUCAGACCUCGGGAAGGAAUCCGUGGCACACCCCAUCGGGGAUUGGUGCAGGUUGACUCGGUUUGUGCUCGGGAAGCCUUCUGAAACCCCGGAUCUGCGCAAGCCGGAAGACAUCGAGCGGGAGUCGAGGAGUCAGGAGGAGGUGAUCGCCGUCGAGGGGCCGGCAGUCCAUGUCAGGAACCUCGCAGGACGGCUCGUCUUCUCGAUGCUGACCGACAAGGUGCUGGCCUGGGGGAUGCUGGAGUUCACGGAGCAGCUGGCCCUGACCCUCGGGGUGGAGGCCACCCGCCUCAAGCUCCUCGAUGGUGCAGAGGCCUGCUCUUGA
Messenger RNA from Symbiodinium sp. CCMP2592, 2634 nucleotides. The record is from the annotation of a GenBank genome assembly. Lineage: Eukaryota; Dinophyceae; Suessiales; Symbiodiniaceae.